Myxocyprinus asiaticus (Chinese sucker) is the source of this 893-nucleotide messenger RNA. RefSeq names its product NF-kappa-B inhibitor alpha-like. Lineage: Eukaryota; Metazoa; Chordata; Actinopteri; Cypriniformes; Catostomidae. Gene Ontology annotation, molecular function: protein binding. The record is from RefSeq and is a predicted model, not a curated record.
AGAAACUCUCAUACACAUUAGAAGCGCAACAAACUCACAGUUUGGAGCUUCAUCGAAACAGCAAAACCAACCAAAUGGAUUAUAAUGUCAAUGGCCGUGAACCCAAGUCUGGGAAACUACUCUCUAGCACCGAUGACCGUUUAGACAGCGGUUUGGAUUCUCUUAAAGAGGACGAAUAUGCGGAUGUGGAGUCUGAAUUUAGGCGGAUGAAUGUGGGCUCAGACGAGCAGGACAUUCACUACGAGCCCUGGAAGACAUAUUGCACCGAGGACGGAGACACGUAUCUACAUCUCGCCAUUAUUCACGAGGCAAAAGAUGCUGCAUUAAAGAUGAUUGACUUAUCCUAUGGCAACUCCUUCCUCAACAUUCAAAACAACCAGAGACAGACUGCCCUGCAUUUGGCCGUCAUCACAGAACAGCCUCUUAUAGUGGAACGGUUAGUGAAAUCCGGUUGUGAUGCUUCACUGGUGGAUGACCACGGAAACACUGCCCUCCACAUCGCUUGCAGAAAGGGCUCUCUGGCCUGCUUCAGUCUCCUAACGCAGGGCUGCCCACAACAACUCCCAAACAUCCUUCAAACGCCAAACUAUAACGGUCAGAAAUGCAUACACGUUGUCGCCACCCAAGGCUACUUGUCGUUGGUGGAAAACCUUAUUCAGCUUGGUGCAGACAUCAACGCACCGGAGCAGUGUAACGGGCGAACCGCUCUGCACUUAGCAGUCGAUCUCCAGAAUUCAGAGCUAGUUCGGGUUUUGAUCAGUAAAGGUGCCGACGUUCACAGCUUGACGUAUGGCGGUCACACUCCUUAUCAUCUGACCUAUGGCCGGGCAAACACAGAGAUCCAAAAGUCCUGUAUGAGCUCACGUCGCCACACCUAAGGGAACUUCCUGAUA